GCCAUAUUAAUCUCGCCAAGUCUCACGAGAAGUCAUUCUAUUUGACAUUGUAUAGACCACUCGGUAACUUUUUCAAUUUUUAUCAAUUAUAUUUAUGAUAUUAACUUAGGCUAUUUCAAGUAAAGUAUCAAACAUAAUUUAUUUUAUGUAAUUGUUAAAUUUUUAUUAAUCAUAAGUUCGUAUUUUUUUCGUUUUAACAAACGUCGUCUGCAAGAUCACUCAAUGUCAUGUUUUAAAGCGUAAAUAGCUAAGAAAACAAUCUUAAGUAUUUAAUUUCUAUUGAACAGAUAUGUCCGCUGCAAGACCCCAAUUAAGAGGAUUAUUAAAAUCCCAAUUGAAACGUGAUUUCUCCAUCGCCGCCGUUUUGUCUGUCGGAGCCGCCGUAAUGUGGCAAGCUGUCGUUGUUCUACCAAGAAAAAGACGCUACGAAGCUUUCUUGACAAAUUUGGAUGCCGACAAAGAAUUUAUCAGAAUGAGGGAAGCUGGUGUCUUCCAGUCAGUCAAACCAGGCGGUGAAAUCAAUGAUGAAGCUUGGUAA
Molecule: messenger RNA, 538 nt
Organism: Dimorphilus gyrociliatus
Lineage: Eukaryota; Metazoa; Annelida; Polychaeta; Dinophilidae
Source: the annotation of a GenBank genome assembly